AUGCCCCCAUUAUCAUUCAGUCUCCUGACAACAAAGGCAUCUAAGCACUUUUCUAAAAAAACACAGCAGCUCUUAUCAUCCUGGAGGCCAACUGCCAGGAGGAAUAGAGAUCUUUUUUACCCUGAUGUAAACACACAGAGACCUCGGGAAUACUGGGACUACGAGUCUCAUGUCGUCGAGUGGGGAAACCAAGAUGACUAUCAGCUCGUCCGAAAACUGGGUAGAGGCAAAUAUAGCGAAGUCUUUGAAGCCAUAAAUAUCACAAACAAUGAAAAAGUGGUUGUUAAAAUACUCAAACCUGUCAAGAAAAAGAAAAUCAAGAGAGAAAUUAAAAUCCUUGAAAAUUUGAGAGGUGGUCCAAAUAUCAUCUCGCUGUUAGAUAUUGUCAAGGAUCCAGUGUCCCGAACCCCUGCCCUUGUCUUUGAACACGUGAACAACACAGACUUUAAGCAAUUGUAUCAAACUCUUUCUGACUUCGAUAUACGGUUCUACAUGUAUGAAAUACUUAAGGCCUUGGAUUACUGCCACAGUAUGGGGAUUAUGCACAGAGAUGUAAAGCCACACAACGUAAUGAUCGAUCAUGAACACAGAAAGCUCCGUCUAAUUGACUGGGGGUUGGCAGAAUUCUACCAUCCAAACCAAGAAUAUAACGUGAGAGUGGCGUCCAGGUACUUCAAAGGGCCUGAGCUGUUGGUAGACUACCAGAUGUACGAUUACAGCCUGGACAUGUGGAGUUUGGGAUGCAUGUUGGCCAGCAUGAUCUUCAGAAAGGAGCCCUUCUUUCAUGGCCAUGACAAUUAUGAUCAGCUGGUGCGAAUUGCAAAAGUACUAGGCACAGAGGACCUGUACGACUAUAUUGACAAGUACAACAUUGAAUUGGAUCCACGAUUCAAUGACAUCUUGGGCAGACAUUCACGUAAGAGGUGGGAGAGGUUUGUGCACAGUGAAAAUCAGCAUUUGGUCAGCACAGAAGCUCUAGACUUUCUGGACAAGCUGCUGCGCUAUGACCAUCAAGCUCGCCUCACAGCCAGAGAGGCCAUGGAUCACCCCUACUUUUAUCCCAUUGUCAAAGACCAGGGCAGAGGGGCCACUCCUGGAGGCAUGGCUGCCAGCUCCACACCGGUCAGCUCUUCGAGUAUGAUGGCUGGCAUCACCUCCAUGUCGUCUGCGCAGCCCAUGGCCAACAUUGCUGGAUCCCCGGUCAUCUCUGCCCCCAACACUCUGGCCACGCAGGUCCCUGCAGCCACUGGAGCUCAGCCGUGA
Molecule: messenger RNA, 1263 nt
Organism: Knipowitschia caucasica
Lineage: Eukaryota; Metazoa; Chordata; Actinopteri; Gobiiformes; Gobiidae
Source: the annotation of a GenBank genome assembly